Mesorhabditis belari is the source of this 2187-nucleotide messenger RNA. NCBI's taxonomy places the organism in Eukaryota, Metazoa, Nematoda, Chromadorea, Rhabditida, Rhabditidae. The record is from the annotation of a GenBank genome assembly.
AUGUGGUUACUCUUCCUAUUCAUCACUCCCAUUUUCGGGGUCUACCUUCCAUUUGAGCAGCGCUAUGUGUCGAUAAAUGGCGGCCCGCCACUGCCCGUUCAAUAUGUUCACAUCUCGCAACUCCACAAAACCCAACCUGAGCGAAAAGCCCUCGCCUCAAAACUCCAAAAAUUCUCCGGAGAGAAAAGUUUGGAAGAAGCAAAGAUGGGAACAAAUUCACCGGAUUUGAGUGCAAAUCUAUCUCAGCUCUUCGGACGAGAACAAGGACUAGUGUCGAGGUUUCCGACUCUGAUCCCAGCGCAAGAGCAGCUUCUUUAUCGAAAACUUGGCCUCCAAAAGAAGCAUCGACAUCGCCGGCAUCGACGCCACCGAAAACACCGAAAGCACGGGAAAAAGAGAAGAAGAAGACAUCACAAAAAGAAGAGAAGACACGGGAAAAAGAAGGAAAAUGGCGAUGAGCACGUGGUUGAGAACGGCCCACUGACGCAGAUAUUGGAAGAGAAAAACGGAAUCACCAGCCUCACGCACAAAUUCGACGAGAAGCUGGCGCGCAAGAGCGACCCCGACAUUGACAAUAUGAGGGUUGAGCGAACUGAACGCAUCAACUUGCCCGACUACACGCAAGAGACGAAAAUCUCACACAAUAAACACCUCUCCCCAUCGACGAUGGCCAUUUUGCAGAGGCUCAGAACUUCGGGCAGCUUCCUCAACCCGACCAAUCCAUGGUCUACCACUUCUCAUUCAUCCAAUUUCUAUCAACAUCCCCUUUUCUCACAACCUGUAAUCAUCAAACGACCCGUGACGAAUCUACUCCGAAUCUCCUUCAAAACGGAUUCCCCGACCCGUUCUCCAUCUCUUCAAUGGGUUCUCCCCACACCGCAUCAUGGUGACAUCAUUCCAUCACAUCAAUUCGCUUUCCCGCCACUCGAUUCUCUCGAUUGGUGGAGGGGAUGGCUAGAGCCGGAAGGAAACAAGAGCACAAGUCAUAACAAAAGUAUCGAUGUGAUGUGUGCCAGCUGUUUCAGUGAUCAACCGGAUGCUUUGGCGUGCACUAGAUCGAUCCUCGUCUCGACCCUAGCCCUUCUCUCGGCUCUUGUCGCCAUCAAACGGAUCAUCGACUUGCACCGAACAAACCCGUCCCCAAUCCGACUCCUAAUAUUUCUACUGAUUCUCCUGCAAUGCUUAGCUGGCUCCUUUGAAUGGUUGGUUGGAUGGACGACACAAUUGGCACUUUUCAUUACCUAUGCAAAGGCAAUCGAACUCCUCAUUAUCUGCUAUUUCUAUUUGGAUUUAGCUUCGAAAAUUAUGCAUUGGAGUUCAUUGGCUGGGAAGAGACUGUGCUUCUCUUCACUCAUCCUUCUCUUCACUUAUUUCACUCUUUUCCUAGUGAUGGGCUUUCUUCUUUCAAUCGAGCCAUGGACUGAUUGUCAUGCUCCUUAUUGGAUUUGGUUUUCUUGUGGAGAAUUUCUGACAGUUCAAUUAAUGGUUUUCUCAUUUUUGUUGAUUGUAAAUCGAAUGAAUCGCAUCUCCGCCUCACCAAAUAUUCAUCAACGACAAAGGAGACAACUAUUCACCUUAUUCUGGGUCUUCGAGACAUCUUGUCUUGCCGAUCUUGGAUAUCAUAUUUCUCUCUAUAUAUUAGCCGAUGAUGAAAAAGGAUGUUCGGGGAUUUUUGAACACCAACAAUUGCGGUAUUCGAUGCUGAAAUUCCCAUAUGAUAUCGUUUCUUUUCUUCUACCCGCUUGGACGCUUCUCUAUUUCUUCCGACCACAACGAAAAGAUGGAUUUGAUCAACAGGACAGUCAAGAGUCCUCCCUUCCCUCGAUUUCCGGCAUCGCCGAUGUGAUUGUGGUCCGGAAUUGGCGACGAAGAUAUCGACCACUUGUACAAGACAACUCGCAAUAUGUACCGGCACCCGAAUUGAGAAGAACAGUGCAACAAAGAGUGAGGAGAGAAGGCACAAGAGGAGCAGACAAUGGUGUGGUCAGGAGAGUGUCCUCGGCGCCGCAGAUUGCGCAACGUCGGAUCUCUAUCUCUCGCUCUUACAUUUCUUCAACGCUCUACUCGAUUCCCGAAGAAAUACAACAACUUCACCCUCACUCCUCCGGGAUGAUUGACACUGGCGAGUUGAUGAUCGCCUCGUCGAUCGAUAAUCUUUCAAUGGUUCCACAGAUUGAAGAGGAUGAC